CGCGUCUUGCCUAUUGAAAACAUCACUGGAGAUAUUUUCCACGCUUCUCCUUGCGUCGGUUACCGUGAAAAUUGCAUUUUUCGAUACCUGAAAGGUCGAUAAACCGUAAUUUGUUUUCACAUAGAAGAGCUGAGCCACCAGGCGAUAGGAUUCUUGUCUCAUCGCUCUCGACUAGACUAUCAACUCAACAACAGCAAUGUUUUAGCGUUGCCAUGACCCGUGACGGGGAUAUCCCGACCAUAUUCAAUCCUCGUGGUCGAAGCAGAGCACCGAGCGUUGUGGUUACAGAAGAAGGCGUAGCUAACGGACCGUUUGCGCAUACAGAUUCCGUUAGCAGCCAACAGGAAUCUCAAGGAGCUGGUGAUCUGAUAGCACCUACUCAACAAUGUGGUUUAGCAGGAAAGUUGAAAUCUUGUUCGACGUCUUUGUGUUCAAAAUCGGCGAGGAAGAUUUAUUUUGGGAUUUGGGUAACAGUAUGCGUAACGGCUUCAUGGGUAGGAGCAACACACUGCAUAAAAUACCUUUACUUAAGAAGACCAAAAGAUAUAGAAGCAGAUGCAGAUCCAGUAUUAAUUCCACAUGACACAACGGGAAUUAAUAUGACUCUUGUCCAAACAAUUUAUACAGCCUCUUAUCAAGCUCCUUUUUUCACUACGUGGUUCGUCACCAACUGGACGAUGCUGUUUUUUCCUUUAUACUUUUUAUGUCGAAUAAGUAAUAGAAGAUGCGAAUCGAUGCCCGAUAUUCUGACUGAGAGCAUCAGGGAUUUCAGGGAUAAAGGAUUCACCGCAGUGAGAUUCAUGACAAGAUGCAGUCUUUUCUGCAUUCUCUGGGUCGGAACUAAUUACAUGUACAUACUCUCCCUAAGGAUACUCUUAGCUACUGACGUUAUGGCACUCUUCGCAACAAACGUCUCUUUUGUCUAUCUCCUUUCCUGGGUCAUUCUUCAUGAACAGUUCGUUGGUAUAAGAAUAAUGGCUGUGAUAAUUUGUGACACCGGCGUAGCUCUGUUGGCGUAUAUGGACGGAAUUACUGGUAGUCCUACACUGGGUGGAGUUGUUCUUGCAACUUCUGCUGCGGCUGGAUCCGCUAUAUAUAAGGUGCUAUUCAAGAAAGUCAUAGGAGAAGCAACAUAUGGUCAAGUAGCUCUAUUUUUUUCGCUCAUCGGUAUGUUAAAUGCGGCAUUUUUGUGGCCCCUCUGUCUGGGAUUAUUCCUCAUGGGAAUCGAAACACUCCACUGGGAUAUGUUGCCAUGGCCAGCGUUAUUAACAUCUAGUAUUCUUUCUCUAGUUGCCAAUUUACUGGGUAAUUUUAGUGUAGUCCUAACUUACGACUUAUUUAUAACAUUAGGACUUAUAACAGCCGUCCCCGUUUCUGCAGCAUUAGAUGUUGUUUUAUAUGGAGCUAGUUUUGAAGGAAUGAAAUUGGCUGGGAUGAUUUUAAUAGGAGUCGGUUUUUUCUUAGUGAUGUUUCCCGAUAAUUGGCCUGACUAUAUCACCAGACUCUUACGAAAUAUCAUAAUGUUGAGCCACAGUGCGAGAUGGAGCAGAAGAAGUCGACACGGAUCUAAUGGACCUCGAAGCCACGUGGUUGACUACAGGACAGGAUAUAUCAGAUCUCAUCUUAGAUCACCGUCGGGAAGAGUACGGUGACCUAGUCAAUCUUCGGAUCUAUUUCAUAUUAGUGAUUCUUAUGUCUCACCAUUUUGAGAAAUUAUAGAUUGAAUUCGUUGAUGUCUAGAAACGAAAAAAAAUCUUGUAGCGAUCCAUUUCUUUAUAAUACAGUCCACGGUAUAGAAGAAAGACUGAAACUGUAACGAGUAGUUGUGGAUUUUUUGAAAUAAAAUGUUUAGAGCCUUAUUGUAUGUAAAAAGGUUAGCUUUCACACGAGUUACAAACAAUCAGUGAGGUUUAUAUAAAAACUUCUGAUUGUUUAACUUCAGAUGAUUGUUCUGCUAGUUCAUUGUCUGAAGCGUUUGUUCCAACCCUUCAACUGGGCUGUUACCGUUAUACAAACGAUUUUGUAUUAUGCUUCAACCGAGUUAGGUAUCAUUUGUGAACCAUUUUCGAGACGGUCUUUUCAAUACUUGGUUGGUGGCAAGUAACGUUACCAAAACUGAGCCUAGCUAGAAAUUACGCAGGAAAUAUAAUUUAAACGCUACCAAUAACCGUUACAAGAACGGUCCAGAUUAGCAGAUUUUAUAUUGAAAAUUAGGUCUUUCAUAGUUUCUGCGCUUUUACAUGUUUCAUAACAAUAUUAAUCAAACUUUUCUCAGUUUAUUUCUUGGUGGUAUCCUCACAUUUUGCGCUCCGAUUUCGCACGAAUGCGAUUUACUCCAUGGUCCUCAUCUGAUGCCAUUUAUUAUAUUUCAAUACAUUACCAUUACUUAUAUAUUACUUACUAUAUGGAAAAACAAAAACAUAAGUAUUGAGGCCAAGUCAAAGACCUACAAAACUGUAAUCAGACCCAUAAUGACGUACACAGCAGAAACUCGGCAAAAUGAAAGUCCUACUAAAAAUUACUGAAAAAAACGCUGCUAGACAGGGAACGUAGCGACGACAUUAGACAAGAAUGCAGAGUGGUAAAUAUUAACGAAUGAGUACUGAGAAGAAAGCGCGAAUGAGGCAAUAGGCAUGCUGCGAAGAAUGAACAGGCAAUCUGCUUAAAAUGGAGUAGGAAGAAGAAGAAAAAGAAGAAGACAUUGACAUUUUUACUCCACAUAAAUUUAAGUUAUAUCAGUGCACUGAUGCUAAUUUAAAAUUGUUAACAAUAUUCAUGCUAACCUCAGACAAAUUGACAAAGUCGGGCAAGCAUCUAGUUUUCAAAAUUACAUAUUUGAACUUUGUACUACAUUCUUCAAAGUGAACAGAGCAGAUAACAUUCCAUUAGGUGGAGCCCAAUCAACACUUUCUGUUGCCUCAAUCCACAUAUUCAAGAAAGCGAUCUUUGUGAAAGCAAACCAAUAAAGAAUUUCGGGCUUUAUGAACGCUAAGUGGAACGCACCUUAGAACGUAAGCAAAACUAAUAGCCUACAGUGGAAGAAAGUUCAUUUAAAGCGGUGUGGAUUGCUGUGAUGCGCAAGCUUAACCAAGAACCCAUUCGGUAUGUUGAUUUGCGAUAAAUGUAAUCAGUGAUCACGGAACUGUUACUAAAAAUUCAAAAUUGAACGACCUGACAGUUUGGAAAGUGUGCAUGCUAUCACUCCCUAAACUAAUUUAGAAUCAGAACCGCGAACUAUGGAGGGUAGAGAGAGAAAAGUGGGAAAAGUACCUUUCGGUAUACAAUAAAUAACAGUGCAAAAACCUUCAGGAAUGGCGCUGGUGUAGACAAAAAGAAUGGCAUGAAUAUAUAAAUGAUAAAUGAAUUGAAGUAUGUCGAGUUAAAAAAUAUAAUCUCAUUAUGAGAAAACGGGUUGUCUCACUAAUUUUGGCACUAAGAUUUGCUAAUACGGCGCUACCUUUAUUUAAGGCAAUUGAACGGGGACUUCAUAUGGGUACAUUAUUAGUAUUGUAACGUUUUUCUAUUCGUGGGGGGUGACUUAAUGUCUCUUAAGUCCUUAAUUUAUUAACGCAUUAUACAAUAUACUUAACUUAUAUUAAUUUACUUUUAAAUAUCAUUUAAUAAUUUCUUCCAAUAAUUCGUUCAUUUUACUCCGAUUAUUUAUUUAAAACUUUACUAACUGCGCUACAUAAACUUAUUUAUAUACCACAAGUAGAAUUCUACAAAGUUCUAGAACAACAGAAACAAAAUAAAUAAAUGGACUUUACUAGAAAUUAUUUAGAAGGAAUACUGUAAAUAAACCGCCUGAUGAUAAAAAAAAUAAAAACAAAUAAACAUCUCCGCUAUUUAAAAAUAUUUGAGAGACGCCGCGGAAAUUCACCGAAUUUUUAAAAUUUCAUAGUAGCUGGACUGGACCGGCCUAGGAAACCAUUUUGCGAACUUGUGCAGAUCCAAAGCAAAAGAUAAAAGAAAUGAACAGGUAUUGAAUAGGUAGUUAAGAAAACUCUCAAACUAAUUAAUUUACACGUUAUACAGGGUACAGAAAAUAUCUACAUUAGGUUAGUUAUAAGAAAUAGUAUGAAAUAAGCGUAUUUUCAUCAUUUCGGUUUGUGGACAGUAUUAUUUAGAAUGUAAUCAGUAUGUAGGAAAAUAAAUAGAUUAGGUUUCUUAUAUUGUGUUCCUUCUACACUGACAAAAAUUUGCUACAGGCAAAUGUCCCGAAUUGAUCAACAAAAAAAAUGUAAUCAACAAUGUCCUAACAACAAGAGUAAGUGAUUCCUUGAAAAUGUUGAUGAAUUUAGCGGGUAAACGAAAACGAAACGUCGGCUUUUUGAUAGUAAAACACAAUACAAUGUAAUCUGAAUAAUUAUCAUUUCACCCUAGGAAACUGAUCAAUUCACUGUUUUUAUUAAGAUCUUUUAAUAAUGUUAUUGGUAUGUAAAUAUUCUCUAAGAUAGAUAGAAGAUAGAAAAUUUGCACAAUAAACCUAAAACGUAAAAAUUGACGUGAUUUUAUACAUUAUUAUCCUUCAUAUUUUACAAACAUAUCAUUCUGGAAUAUCAUACAUACUAUAACAAAGAUGAAAUACUAUUUUUAAGUCAAUUGAUAAUUUUUAACAUUAUUUGGUCUCAACUACCUGUAGAGGUCAAAGGUGUGCUAUAAAAUUAUUUUCUAGUCAUAUAGCUCGCUAUGAACUUUCCCAUUAUACAUACUGCUAUCUUGUGGGUCAUGUUUCAUAUAUUGAAAGAGCUGAAGUUUUGUUUUCGAUUGUGUACUUGAAUUAACAGCAAGAAUUUAUUAGUAUAAAUUUACACAACUAAAUUUUUGUUCAAAUAAUUUAGCUAUUUAUCAUAUCAAGAUACGUAUCUUUUCAAAAAAAUAUAUCUGAUACCUACAUUUAGAGUGAUCUAAUCAAGGCAUAUAUUGACUAUCAAUGGUGCCACAUAUUCUGUAAUGUAGAACCAAAAGACAAUAUAAAUGUUCAAAAUAAAUUGUUAAUACACCUAAUUUAGUAUGUAAAUAAAUAUGUAAAAAAUAAAA
This is a messenger RNA of Diorhabda sublineata, 5040 nucleotides long. RefSeq names its product solute carrier family 35 member F3. The record is from RefSeq and is a predicted model, not a curated record. The coding region runs from base 213 to 1652 and encodes 479 amino acids. NCBI's taxonomy places the organism in Eukaryota, Metazoa, Arthropoda, Insecta, Coleoptera, Chrysomelidae. The transcript has 11 exons.